Armigeres subalbatus is the source of this 897-nucleotide messenger RNA. RefSeq lists its product as uncharacterized. The transcript is spliced from 2 exons. The coding region runs from base 62 to 835 and encodes 257 amino acids. Lineage: Eukaryota; Metazoa; Arthropoda; Insecta; Diptera; Culicidae. The record is from RefSeq and is a predicted model, not a curated record.
UUCCCUUUCGUUUAUAAACAGAAACAUCAAAUCAAAGUGUUUAUCUCGCCAGUUCGCCGCUAUGAACUGGACCCCGGGAAAAAUAGUCGGCACUGUGAAACCGGCCGGUGCCAAUGUUGCCCCGAUUCCUGCUCCGCUACUAACGCCGGUACCGGCUCCAGUGUUUACAUCGCAGCAGCCGAGUAUUCCUUUACCGGUGCCGGCACCGAUUGUACAGCAACCCCUGAAAGGAACCACAAAAGCCGUCACCAGUGUCAGCACCGGCGAUGGAAAGAAACCAACGGAACCACUCAUCCUCAAAGGAACCGUGCAGAGUCAACCGGUGGGGGCGAACAGAAUUCUUGGUACGAUAAAAGUUGCCGGCAGUGACCAACCGGGCAUCAGUUGCGAUCAGUUGACCAACCAAGCCGUGGAGGAAAUCUACCGGGACGCCAGAAUCGGCCGCAUCCGGGCAUCGCAGGUCGGCGCCCUCGGGUGGCGGGGCUGCCCCCUGAAGAAAGCCAACAAACGCUUCCUGAACCGCACGAUGAACUCGGUGAUGCAGCACAACCGCCGGGAAGCGAUUCGCACCUUCCACAGUUCGACACAGAAGCUGAUCGAGAUGGAUCGGCAGGACGACGUUCGGCACCGGCACCGGAAGAGGUCGUUUUCGCCGGCAUCAAAUCGCCGACAGCACCCACGCGGGGAGGUGGUUCACCUUGAUGAUGAGGAUGACCAAGACUUCACGAAGGAUGUGAUAGGAGUUGAUCAGUUGGGUUUGAAGAGAGUGACUGAAUCGAAGAAGGGUGAUGACGAAAUGGAAGAAGGAGAGAUAAAAUCUGAUGAUGAUGAUUAGGAUUAAAGCUGUGAUUGAUGGACGAUCAAUAAAUGAGUGUGAAUUCGUAGGAAAAUUGAGAA